UCAAUUUAUAGCGGAUUCUACAGGGAUAGGCUGUCUAGCUACUGCUGUCCAAAUAAACAACAUUAACAAAAUCCAUCUAGUAGAAGUUAGUACUUACAGCCUUGGGCACAUCUGCUUCACAGCCAACAUUGGUGGAUAUAAUAUGCUGCGCAGAAAGCCCACCCGUCUGGAAUUGAAGUUGGAUGACACUGAGGAGUUUGAGUGUGUCAAGAAACAGCUUGAGAUUCGGAAAAAACAGAGCGAUGAAGUGGAUGUUGUUGGUGUGGCUAUGUUUAGUAAUAUGGUGGGGGCCAGCGGUGGAACAGGGGAUGGGAAGACACGGGAACAGAUGAUCAACGAGAGAAGAAGCUACAAGCCCCAUCCUAAACCCAACACCUUGCCCUCACUCUUUGGAAACCUGCAGUUUUAGGUUCCUAAUAGGCACAUUAACAAGACUGCUCAAACCAGUGUUGGUGUGGGGAUGGCACAGUAACAAUGCUAUUGACAUGGUCAGGGAUACUUGUGUGCUUACCUGAGGUCAAAAUUCUCUUCACAAAGAAAUGUGUAGUUUGAGGAUCAUGUUUUGCUUAUAACACACAUCUUCUAAAGUAAUGUUGUUGCAUUUACCUGAAAUGUUAUGACUUGCGAUGCAAAGCGUGUGGCCUUUCGUACAAUACGUUUCAUGGGAGCUGUUGUAGUGGUUUCCCUCCAUUACAAAAAUCCAGACUUGGUAGUCCCAGGAAGGUGAAGGUAGCAUCUUUGGGGCAAAAUGGAAUGGACUUGAUAACUAAUCAGUUAUUACUUAGAAUGGUAUGAUUGUAGAUUUAUUGGCCUUCAAGGCUGCAUUAUGAGAAUGCAACAGAAUCAAACAUACAGUUCUUGAAUGAUACCAUUUAUUACUUGUUUUCUCUAGAUGAUUACAGCACUGUAAAUACGUCAUACUAUACAGACAUGUCUGUGGACUUAACAGUCCAGGUAAUGUUCACACUGUUGCUGCGCUGGAGUGGCAGUCAGACUCCCACUGCUGUUUUGGCCCAUUAACUUCAACGCUCGAGUUGUAUAGUAGACUAUAAUAAUAAAUCUUGAUACAUGAUCCCAUGUGGUAAAGCAGAAACAGUUAUAAUAUGUUCAAGUAUACACCAACUAUUCAUGUCCCUGGCUUGAUUGUAAUGUAAUGAGAAUGUGCGGCAGUUAAAUCCAGUUAUAGCAACUAGGAAUUUGACCCUCAAACCAGGCACAGCACAUCACUAAGGCUGUGUUUAGACAAGCAGCUCAAUUCUGAUAUUUUUUCCACUAAUUGGUCUUUUGUCCAAUCACAUCAGAUCUUUCUACAACCAAUAUUUUUCCAGAUCUGAUUGGUCAAAAGACCAAUUAACUGAGUGCAACAACAAAAAAACAAAAAAUCUGAAUUGGCCUGCCGGUCUACAGAGACAGACAAUUCUGACAUUUCCGCGAAUUGGUCCUUUAACCAAUCAAAUCAGCUCUAUUGCCAAAUCAUUAAAAGAUCAGAAUCAGACUGCCUGUGUAAAACACAGCUUUAGGCAACUGAUAAACAUUUACUAGUCAUUUCUCAGAGAUGAAAAAAAUUAUAAUCAAGAAACUAAAAAUACAACUUUCUCUUUAGGUUCUACUUCAUAGAUAUCCCCUCCUGUCAAAGUGUGAACUGUGAGGCGUAAGCACCGAUAGGUCACAAGAGGUGCAGUAAUCAUGUGUUACUAGGCCAGUCUGAGAAAGCACUAGAUCCAUCCUCGUACUUUCCCAUAGUUCCCUGCUUGUCCUUGGGAUCUGAGCACUUUCUCCAAUAAGGACACUAGUGUCCAUGUUGUGUUGACAUGUGAACUAAUUUAAGCCUAUUGAAUGAAUGCACCAAAAGUUACUCCCAAGUUAUAUUAUGAACAUUUUAUAUUGGCUUCUUGAUGUACGAGAGUCAAUUUACAUUUGUGUGUCAGAUCAAACCUUCGAGUGCCAAGUGUCAUUGGUAAAUAAUGAGGUUGUCAUUCAUAAACUACCAAAAUUGAACACUGCAUAGCAGUGUGUCUCAUGAAGAGGAUCUCAAAGGUUGUCGCGCUCUGCUGCAUUACACUAAUGUAUAUAAUCACACAACAUUUAAAGUGUACUGUACUUGACUGCUUGUCCACUGGACAAACUUCUUUAAAAUAGCACUGGCACUUGUCAGUAGACUACAGUUGGCCUAGGCUGUCAUGUUUCCCUCCUUUAAGGCAAAGGGUUUAGUAAGGCUUAGUCAUACAGCCAGAGCUGCCCCACCAUCUCCACACAAUCCCAAGUAUGACCUUUGACUCCUGUAGUUGAGAGACCCUGAUUAUGUUAGACCCCCCCGCCAGAUUGUCAGAUGGAAUGCAGAUAUGACAAGGCUUCAGAAGAACACAUUGGCUUUAACUUGGGCCCAGGUGGGGUCAGGAAAAACUCUGGGCCCUAUUCACAAUGAUCUUCAAUGAGAGAGGUUGUAAGGGUCAUAAAUAGCUCUCUGAGCAGAAGAGCCUAGAGCCCCAGUGCUACAAGGAUGAACCUGCACUGGUUGUUGCGCAAUAACAAAAACAGAAUGGAAGAAUGGCACGACUGGGGGAAGUGGAUGUUUGGCCCUUGACAGCUGUGGAGCCAGACAGGAGUGGUGUUGGUAUAACA
This is a messenger RNA of Oncorhynchus tshawytscha (Chinook salmon), 2622 nucleotides long. Its product is annotated as anaphase-promoting complex subunit CDC26. Gene Ontology annotation, biological process: regulation of mitotic cell cycle; protein K11-linked ubiquitination; anaphase-promoting complex-dependent catabolic process. The transcript has 3 exons. The coding region runs from base 143 to 409 and encodes 88 amino acids. The record is from RefSeq and is a predicted model, not a curated record. Gene Ontology annotation, cellular component: anaphase-promoting complex. Lineage: Eukaryota; Metazoa; Chordata; Actinopteri; Salmoniformes; Salmonidae.